Oryza sativa Japonica Group (Japanese rice) is the source of this 1066-nucleotide messenger RNA. The record is from RefSeq and is a predicted model, not a curated record. Lineage: Eukaryota; Viridiplantae; Streptophyta; Magnoliopsida; Poales; Poaceae.
ACAGUGGUGAAGAAAAAAAAGAAAAGAAAAACAAUAAAACAAGAGGCAAUCUGCUUCUCUCACUGUCUCUAUGCACUAGAGGUAGAGGAGCAAUUAAGCCUCGUGUUGUGAUUGGUUGGCUGGUUGGUUAGUUGGCGCUUUUAUCGUGGUGCCUGUUGGCAUGCCUGAACCUGAAGAGUAUAAAUUGACUCCUGGUAGUUUUGCCAUUGGUAGAUACAGCCCUUGACUCUGCUGCCUCUUCAGUUCAGAUUGAUCUUGUCAGAUGGAGCUGGACACUGAUCCUACCAAGCUGAAGGCCAAGCCCAUCAUCAAACCAAAAGUAGAACCCUGCGACGACGAUGACGAGUUGCCGCCGCCGCCGCCGCCGGCUUCAGGAUCCGGCGAGGAUUGGGAGGCCACCACCCCUCUCGCCGCCGGCAACCCCUUCUUCACCGCCCUCAUCGCCAAGUCUCAUCUCCACCCCAAGUUCCAGAUGUGGAUUCCACCUCGGUUCCAGCAUCGGCUGGCGGAGCCGGAGGCGCGCACGGCGGCGGUGCUCCACUCCGGCGGCAAGUCGUGGGCGACGAGCUACUGCGGCCACCUCAAGAUGAAGAAGCUGGACGCGGGAUGGUCGGAGUUCGCGGUGGACAACCGGCUCCUGGUCGGGGACGCCUGCGUCUUCGAGCUCGUCGCCAUGGGCGCCGCCGGAGGUCUGGAGUUCCAGGUGCAGAUACUCCGCGGCGGCCUGCCGGCGGAGGUCGUCACCUCCAAGGGCCUCACCUCCGACCAACCCAUCCUCAUCGUCGACUAGCUUAGCUAUCGAUCUAGCCACAGUACUAAAUCAUCAAACUCCACUAUUAAUUCCACUGUCACUAGCUCGAUCGGUAAUUAAAGGCAAGGAGCUUUAAUUUGGUGUCAAGCAAAAAUUUAUCCAACCAACUUAUGUAUGAUGUACUGCAGCAGCUGCAAUGGCUACUGUAGGGAUUGUAGUUUGCUACUAUAUCUGUUUGCAGGACGGAUCCAGGAACAAAAAAAUAAUUAGGGGGACUCAAUUACGCAAUUUCUUCAACCUCCAGCCAUUUAGGAA